This is a messenger RNA of Pogona vitticeps (central bearded dragon), 1867 nucleotides long. Lineage: Eukaryota; Metazoa; Chordata; Lepidosauria; Squamata; Agamidae. The record is from RefSeq and is a predicted model, not a curated record.
UGUCCAAAAUGGCGGCGCCCAGGAGCGCUAUUGGCAUGCUGGUGCUCUUGAGGGGUUGUGUGAUCGGCCAUCGGCGACGCUUGUCUUCAUCAGUUGAUCCUAUCUACUUACGCAAGCAGUCAGGCAGUCAUCAGAGAAGAUUUCUGUCUUUCCAUAGACAAAGAAAUGCUGCUUAUAGCAUCGUCUGGCCGGCUAUAGUUUCCCCGGCACAUCCAGUUCCUAAGCACAUAAAGAAGCCAGACUAUGUGACGACAGGCAUUGUACCAGACUGGGGAGACUACAUAGAAAUUAAGAACGAAGAUCAGAUUCAAGGGCUUCGUCAGGCUUGUCAGCUGGCCCGGCACGUCCUGCUUCUAGCAGGGAAGAGUUUAAAGGUUGGCAUGACUACAGAAGAAAUAGAUUGCAUGGUUCAUCAUGAAAUCAUCAGGCAAAAUGCGUAUCCAUCACCUCUGGGCUAUGGAAGUUUUCCGAAAUCUGUUUGCACCUCGGUAAACAACGUGAUGUGUCAUGGGAUUCCGGACAGCCGCCCUCUCCAGGAUGGGGAUAUUAUCAACAUUGAUGUCACAGUGUAUUUCAACGGCUACCAUGGUGACACCUCCGAAACAAUUUUAGUGGGCCAUGUGGAUGAGUCUGGUCAAAAGUCAGUGGAGGUUGCCAGGAAAUGUCGAGACGAAGCAAUAGCAGCUUGUGAACCUGGGGCUCCUUUCUCUGUAAUUGGAAACACAAUCAGCUAUAUAUCUCGUCAGAAUAAUUUUGAAGUCUGCCCCAACUUUGUUGGGCAUGGAAUAGGAUCUUACUUCCACGGCCAUCCUGAAGUUUACCAUCAUGGAGCCGCUCCUCGUCCGCUCGUUCUCGGGGAGGCGCUCGGGGAAAACUGGGGAGCCCCCGGGGGGGGGGCGGAGGUGGGCCUCGGGGCGCUUGGCCGGGCCUGGCGGGCCUUCACGGCGUGUGUCCUCUCUUCUUUUGCUGUGGCAGAACCAAUAAUCAUGGAAGGCUCUUCUGCGUUUAAAACCCUGGAGGACCGAUGGACGGUGGUGUCCCUGGACAACAAAAGGUCGGCUCAGUUCGAACAUACCAUCGUGAUUACUUCAAGCGGGGCAGAAAUCCUGACCCGCCUAGCCGAGGAAACUUAAGAACCAGGGACGCGGCGUGGAGGAUUUGCUAAGGAUUCAGCCCGGAGGGAGGGACACCAGCUCGCUUCUGGUUCAGCCUGGAAGCAAGCGGAGAGGACGGGCGCGCCCGCGGCAGCAGGAGAGGCACCCUGAGCGACCGCCCUAAGCCUUGACUUAUUACUGCUGGACAUGCCCUUCCCGGAAUGAACGGCACGGGUGUGAACUCUCGUCGAAGCAAGUCGCCUUGCAGAAGAAUCUCUUGAGGAGGGAAGGGAGGGGUCGGGACAGAAGGGGAAAGAGCGCCCCACACCUUUCCCUUCCCGGAGACGAUUCUGCUAGGCGAGGCUACACCGGACUUAGAGGAAAUUGACACACUCAGAAAAAAAAGGGGGGUCCCUUUUCUUUAAGAGUUGGGAUGUUGAUAUGAAUUCUCCCGCCGCCCUGUUUUAUGUUUCCCUCUUUGUUUUUAAUUUGCUUCCUUCAGCUUAAUGCAAACCGUGUAACCCACUGAAAUAAUAAUAAUACCUCCUUGUCUUGAGUCCCUGCAAUCCCCGUGCUGUGGGUGUGUGGAAAACUAAACUCUGCGAUCCACGUCUUCCAGGUUUUCGCUUCUUUUGUGUAUGUGUGUGUUUGCAGCUUUUUACUUUUGGCAUCUCUAGAGGUGUACCGCCUAUCGCUAACAGAGGGAAAGAGAGGGAUGUGUGUGAAAAACCUUUCCGAAGGUCUUUUUUUAAAAAAACAACAAAUAAAACAGA